Molecule: messenger RNA, 1677 nt
Organism: Batrachochytrium dendrobatidis JAM81
Lineage: Eukaryota; Fungi; Chytridiomycota; Chytridiomycetes; Rhizophydiales
Exons: 1
Coding region: 1-1677 (558 amino acids)
Source: RefSeq, a predicted model, not a curated record
AUGAGGUGUCUGUCGCUGGGAAUUGUUACAAUAUGCAUUGCUGCCAUCUUUGUAGAUUCUCUGGCUGUUCAAACACCCCUUCAUGCACCUAUUUUAAUUCAAUCGCCAUGUCCAACAUUAGUAGAAUCACCAAUUACUAAUGAACAGUAUCAACACCAAGACCAUGCUUUCGAGUCUAAUACUGGUAGACACACCCAUAUUAGCAAUAUAUCGCCACCAGGAUAUAUACAAGCAAAUCAAAAGCACAGGAAUGGUGUACUGCCAUCGCCAGACCAUUCGGCUACAGAUUUUUCAUUUGUUGGUCUAGGAAAGCGAGCAACAGACCAGUCGCAUGAUGCACCAGUCUCGACUGUCCAACUAUCCGAUGCCUUGUCUGAUGAUGCACCACAGCCAAAACAACCUCAAGAUCAAGUUUCUACUGGCAUAGAAACAUCGAAUUUGACCAGUACUAAUCCCACUGGCGAUGCAGUAGUCGCUAUUGGAGAUAAACUGUCUGCUGGAAACACUGCUUUUUUAAAUGACCAUAAAAACGUUGUGUUCGUUUUUCAGAUUGUGGGUGCUGUUUUGGGAGCCUGUUUGGUUGGCAUGGUGGCCGUCAGCGUCGUCAUGGCAAAUCAACCUCGUACUCUGGCUGUUUCAGACAAACAGAAUGAUAGUGUCGAUGAUGUUGAGCAUCCCGUGAGUUUUGAUAUGCAGCACUUCAUCCCAGUCAGCUCCCGCUUGGACAUGUCAUCUGGGAUGCUUGGCCGUGAAGAUGACAGCACUCCCACCAAUGCUGCCAUGUUCUCCACCACGCCUUCUGAUAUAUCGACUGUCCGCCGUCGUUCACUUGUCGAGUCUGUCUGCACUAUAGAGCCAUUGAGCAUGGCAAUGUCAACCUCUUUUGCAGACACAGAGAUUGAGUUUGAUCUGUUCCAGCGUCCUCGUUUCAACUCACAGAGUUCGUCGUUUUCUACACGAUCAGCAACUAUCCCUAUAGUCAUGCCUAUACCAACUCGGCCUGGUGCUUCUGUUGCUAGCCGAAUAACAGCCACUCUUGAUGCCGAGUAUGUCUCUGCCAGCCACGAGUUGUUUGAACACAGUAUUCAGACAUUACAAGUACCUCGUCAAGGCAUGUUUCUAGAUGACACCUCGAGUGACGGAACCAACAGUAUCACUCAGUCUGAUAUUGGCGAAGUGGUUGAAAUGAUAUCCUUUUUGCCCAAAUACCCAAGCCCCACCAUAGGCCAUUGCUCCACCAUCAUGGACCAGUUAGAGGCUUCAUUGAAUGCAUUGGAUCGUGGUUUUGAUGAUUCCCUAUAUAGCUCUGUUGCUUCUCGCUAUCGUCGCAGAAACAGUAUGGGUGCAUCCACCAUGAAUCGCAACAACUACAAUUUUAACAGUACAGGCGCUUUUGGUCAUUCGCUGCAUCAGCCUCAUGUCCGUAACAGAUGGCUUACCACCUCUAGUUCUGGUAGUUCUGCAGACUCUAUUUCUGACAGGUCUGACAGAUCAAGUUGGUCUAUAUCGCUGUCUAACCAAUCAAUCUGCUCUGGAGUGGACAUUCCUAUUGCAUCUCAGUCGCGUCGUUUCUCGCUUUCGGUUCUUCCCUUGCCUAUGCCAUACCAAUCACCUGCUGGAGCUCGCUACGGAAGCAAUGCUCGUGCAAGCCUGAAUUCAGAGAUUUUGACGAAAUGA